Stereum hirsutum FP-91666 SS1 is the source of this 484-nucleotide messenger RNA. RefSeq lists its product as uncharacterized. The record is from RefSeq and is a predicted model, not a curated record. Bases 87 to 404 code for a protein of 105 amino acids. The transcript has 2 exons. Lineage: Eukaryota; Fungi; Basidiomycota; Agaricomycetes; Russulales; Stereaceae.
UCAACGCCAGGUCUUCGCUGCAAUAAACAUAUAUCAUUGUCAUACUCUCGCCCGCAAGCCUCACUCGUCCUCUUUACGAUCCACCCAUGUUGCCUGGACAACGCCCACAAAAAUUCUUCGUCGAUGAACUCCAGAACUCCCUGGAGGAGCAACUAAACCUGGGAGCGAUCAAAUCCUUCCGUGUCGUGUCCAACACAAACACUGAAGCGAUUGCUCAAGUCGCUCUGUUGGAGGAUCAAACGGUGGAGGUCGUGCUGAAUGGUGCAGGGUAUCAAGCGACUUCGGAGGACGGUGCGAAGAUAUAUGAGACUGUAGAGGGAUUCCUGGACUCUAGGAGUAUGGCAUACAGCGCGAAGAGGCAUGAAGUGCUGUUGGCGAAGUUGGAGAGCUUGAGCGAGGCUUGAGGAUGAGGAGAGCGACGGGUGUCAGUUCAAUGGUGUCAUGCUAUACAAUAUGAAUGUUUUGAUGGUGAAACAGAGACAUA